Messenger RNA from Ostertagia ostertagi, 1269 nucleotides. The record is from the annotation of a GenBank genome assembly. Lineage: Eukaryota; Metazoa; Nematoda; Chromadorea; Rhabditida; Trichostrongylidae.
AUGACGUCAGCUGAGGUAGACUCAGCGGUGGUGGCGAACAAUAAAGGCACAAUUGAACCGCAAUUACCUGAUUCUGGGAACGCAUCUGUCAGUGGAUCGCCAGACUGUGUUCGCACUAAUGGUGAAAUAGCCGAAUCCGAUCCGACGGCCCAGUUCAAAGCAGCAGCAGCGCAGGAUGCAGUUCUGACCCUCACAAUCCAACCCACUGUUGGGGACUCUUUCGAGUUCCAGAUCAACAGCGGAGAAAUGGUGCAGGAGUUGCAUCAGGUGCUUCUGGAGCGCGAAUCUACGUGUCACAAGACAUGCUUCAGUCUUCAACUCAAUGGCGUUAGUCUCGACAACUUUACUGAAAUUCGAGCUAUUCCUGAUCUAGUUGAUGGGAGUGUUUUACAUGUUGUGGAUGAGCCAUAUACAUUGAGAGAAGCACGGGUACAUAUUCGUCAUGUGCGUGAUUUAUUACGGCAUGCUGAUCAGGCUGAAGCUGCUUCGGCAGUUGAUAUGAGUUCGCUCUCCUUCCUCACUUCCGUCAAUCUCCAAGAAAGAGGUGACAAAGAGAAAACCGAGCGCUCUCUGGCUCCGAUGUUGACGCAUCUUCCCAAAGGAAAGCCGGCUAUACGAAACAUGGGGAUUUCGUCAUUCAACCCGCCUCCUGGGUACAGAAAAGUGAAGGGGGAUGUCCUAUACAUUUAUGUAGACACAGUAGAAAAACGUCGCCUUCACAUUACUUGCUGCACUAAGGGAUUUUUCGUGAACUCAUCAACUGACGACGUUUUUAACGCUCAACCAAGUAGUCAAAACAAGAACGUCUAUCACAGUUUGGUUGAUCUUCUGAACGUUCUCAGUCCAGGUUUCAAAAAAGUUUAUCCCACUUUGAUAAAGAAGCGCAAUGAGCGCCAUAUGCUCGAUAGACUCCCGACACCAUAUCCAGUUCAUUCUUGGUUGUCCCCUGUGCAAGAGGUCAUCGAGGAUUCGAUUCGCGCAGAUGACGCGUCUCAACCGCAUCGCGUUGGAUUUGAGGAUCACUUACCAGGACAGAUCCGUGACUGGAACGAGGAGCUUCAGACCACCCACGAAAUGGCGCGUGCUACUCUAUCCGAGCGAGUCACCAGAGAUAGGAGUGUUUUCAAGAUUCACGGCGACUUCAUUGGGGCUGCAAUCAAGGGUGCUAUGGCAGUCGUUGAUGGGAACGUGAUGGCUAUCAAUCCAGCUGAUGAGCCGAGGACGCAUAUGUUCAUCUGGAAUAAUAUAUUCUUCAGUCUCGGUUUUGAU